Messenger RNA from Dendroctonus ponderosae (mountain pine beetle), 937 nucleotides. RefSeq names its product histidine protein methyltransferase 1 homolog. Gene Ontology annotation, molecular function: protein-L-histidine N-tele-methyltransferase activity. The transcript is spliced from 5 exons. The record is from RefSeq and is a predicted model, not a curated record. Lineage: Eukaryota; Metazoa; Arthropoda; Insecta; Coleoptera; Curculionidae. The coding region runs from base 56 to 919 and encodes 287 amino acids. Gene Ontology annotation, biological process: peptidyl-histidine methylation, to form tele-methylhistidine.
CUCACGGUUAACCUCAAUAUUUGUUUAUUAUUGCCGGCGUUCCACAUGAGAUUAGAUGAACAUGUUUAAAUUCAAUUUUGCAAGUGAUGAAGAGCAAAGUACCGAUACAGUUUCCAGCAAAGACCCGGAUUGGCUGGAAAGCCAAGAAGUUCCACCUGGAGACGAUAAUGACGAAAUAAUCAAAAACAUUUUCACCGAAUGUGAACAGAACAGUGUAGCUUGCAAAGAGACAACAGUGAAAUACUUUUACACUGUAGAUGUUCUUAAUAUACUCAGAACAGAAGACGACGAUUUACUCAAGAAGCAACUAGCGGUUCUAAAUGCGGAUGAAAACCACUCGGAUCUUCAAACAGCAGUUUACGAAGGCGGCCUGAAAAUCUGGGAAUGUACUUACGAUAUGUUAAGUUACAUUGCUGAAAGCCAGUUGGAUUUCCAUAACAAAAACGUGUUGGACUUGGGAUGUGGGGCUGGACUCAUAGGGAUGCUUUGCUUGCUAAAAGGGGCAACCUGCACGUUUCAAGACUAUAACACUGAGGUCCUCAAGUACCUCACAAUCCCUAACGUAAAACUGAACGCAGAUGAGAAGUACGUGAGCAAAAGCAAAUUCUACUCGGGUGAUUGGGGCUCGUUUACCAGUUUACUGAACCUUGAAAACGAGGAAAUGAGAUUUGACUAUAUUUUCACCGCCGAAACAAUUUACAACGUGGACAACUACCCGAAACUGCACGACUGCUUUAAGAACCUCUUGAAACAAAACGGAGAAAUAUAUGUGGCUGCAAAGUCCUACUACUUUGGAGUUGGAGGAGGCAUCUCUUUAUUUGAGGACUACCUGAAAAGUAGAACGACGUUCAAGUCGAAAAUUUGCUGGGAUUCGAGUGAAGGCCUGAAGCGCCAAAUACUACAGGUAUCUUUUAUGUAAUAUAGCUAAAAGGGGCUC